CUCGUCUGCUUAACAGAGAACUACUCAACCUCAAGCUUUUCUAAGUUUUCUCCAAGCUAUUGAAGCACAAAUGGGUGAUCUCAUCCUUUCUCCCGUUGUUGAUACCACCAUAUCCAAGCUGAUUUCAGCUGCUGCCGGGCAAAUCAACGAUGCGGUCAGGUGGAAGAAAGAACUUGUCCUGCUUCAAGACAAGCUAACAAUGAUUCAGGCUGUGUUGCAAGAUGCUGGACAAAGGCAAGUGACAGACCCGGCUGUGAAGCGAUGGCUCCUCAAGCUCAGGGAAGUGGCUGAUGAUGCUGAUUACACACUGGAUGAAGUUGCUUAUGAAAGUGUGAAGCGCAGGGUGAAGAUUCAAAAUCAGAUGAUGAAAAAGGUGCGUUACUUUUUUACCCCCAACAAUCCCUUAGCAUUUGGCUUAAGGAUGGCUCAUAAGAUUAAGAAAGUGAUCGCAAUGGUGGAUGGUAUAAACAAUGAGGCCCAAUGGUUUGGACUUCAAUCCAGACUUGCUACCACUAACUAUCAACAAAGAAGAAAUUUACAGACCCACUCUUUUAUUGGUGCUUUCUCACAAUUUGUGGGGAGAGAAGAUGAUGUCUCAAAAAUAGUGCAGUUGUUGACUGAUCCAACUAAUGAACUACCCCUAUGUGUCCUGUCUAUAGUGGGUAUGGCUGGUCUUGGCAAAACUACUCUAGCACAAUCUGUGCGUAGUCAUGACCAAAUUCAAAACCAUUUUGGUAAAAUAAUGUGGGUUUGUGUGUCUGAAAAUUUUGAUGUAGAGAGGAUUUUAGCAGAAAUGUUGGAGUCUCUUACCAAGAAAUCUGGUGCAAUCAGGAACAAAGACACUGUGGUUCAAGAGAUAAGAUCAACUAUUGGGGAGAACAAUUAUCUUCUCAUACUGGAUGAUGUGUGGAAUAAAGAGAGUCAGAAAUGGGAAGACUUGAAGAGGUGUUUGUUGGGGAUGUGUAAGACGUCAGGGAAUAGAGUUGUUGUAACAACUCGAGAUAAAAAUGUUGCAUUGACAAUGGGAACACUUCCUGGCCACAUGCAUCAUCUUGAGCUACUUAAAGAUGUUGAAUGUUGGUCUAUAAUUAAGAUAAAAGUAUUUGGAGAUGCUUCUAAACAUCUAGAUUUAGAAUUGGAGAAUAUUGGAUGGGAUUUUGCAAGAAAAUGUAGAGGUGUGCCAUUAGUUGCAAGUGUUGUAGGGGGGAUUUUAUGUACCAAAAGGCCAGAUAAAGCUGAAUGGUUGCCAAUCAAAAGCAAGAUUGAUGCACUGGGUUCACUUGAAUAUCAGGAUGAUGGAAUUAUGCAGAUAUUACAAUUGAGUUUUGAUAACUUGUUGAAGCCAGGUUUGAAGCAAUGUUUUGCAUUCUGUUGUAUUUUUCCCAAAGAUUAUGUCAUGAAAAGGGAGACUUUAAUUCAGCUAUGGAUGGCAGAAGGGUUCCUUCCAUUGCCUGAAGAAACUUCUAUAAUGCUAGAGGAUAUUGGUGAUGAGUAUUUCAAUGACUUGUUAUCAUAUUCUUUAUUUCAAGAGGGGUGGAGAGAUGCAUUUGGGAGCAUUGCUGGUUGUAAAAUGCAUGAUUUGAUUCAUGAUUUUGCACAGACUAUUUCAAAAUAUGAGACAGUGAUUUUGAAGACUCUUUGUUCAGGGAGCAAUAUUUCUAGUUUUAGACAUUUGAAUCUCAUCUGUGAUCAGCAAAUGGUGCCAACAACUUUAGGAGAUGUUGCUCAGUUACACACUUUGUUUUCAGAGCAUGGUUUUCCCCGCGGCAUGUCAGGGAAUUUUAAAAGGUUACGGGUUCUCAAUUUUCCUAAUGCUUUUGAUGCUGAAGAAUUGCCAGCAUGUUUUAGCAACAUGAAGAGUUUGAGAUACUUAGACCUUUCUAGAACUCAAAUAAAAGAAUUGCCCAGGUUCGUUACCAAUCUAUACAAUUUACAAACAUUUAAAUUUCUAAGUUGCAGAUCUCUCAAAAUGCCUCCUGGAGGAAUAGGAAAUUUAAUCAACUUGAGGCAUGUCUACUUCAAUCAUGAAAAUUGUAUGCCUACAAACCUUGGGAGAUUGACAAAUCUUCAAACAUUGCCAUUGUUCUUUGUGGGUGCAACAAAGGGGCGUAAAAUUGAAGAAUUGGAAUGUUUACGCCGACUGAGAGGAAGAUUAGAGAUCCGUAACCUUGAACUUGUUAAAGACAAAUCAGAAGCCAUGAGAGCAAAAUUACAUGAGAAGGCAGUUAAUGAUCUGAAUAUGACAUGGGGAAAAGAAGGCAAUCAUGAUGAAGAUGUUUUGGAAGGCCUCCGACCACACUCAAAUCUGCAAAGAUUAGAUAUUUAUGGUUAUGGAGGUAAAAACUUACCGUCAUGGAUGACAAGCAACUGUAGCUACAGUAAUGAAAUGUUUUUGAUCAAGAAUUUGGUGAAAUUGCACAUUAGAGGGUGCAAGAAGUUAGAAAGCAUUCCUGCAAUGAAAGAACUUUCAUCCCUUCAGCUGCUUUAUAUUGGCAAUUGCAAUGAAUUAACUACUAUAGCUGAUGAAGCAUUUGUGACAUUUGAGUCCCUGCAAGAGUUAAUCAUAGGAAAUUGUCCUAAGCUGGGAAGUGUUCCAACAAGUGGGUUACAAUCACUUCUGAAACUCUCCAUUUUCAAUUGCUCUAUAAGCAGCAUCGGAGAUAUACUAGCAGCCUCCAAGUGCCUUAAGUCCUUAUCUCUGGGAGAGCUGCCUAAUUUGGGGUUUAUUCCAAGUAUUGAUGGGCUUACAUCUCUUCAGGACAUUGCUCUGUCUGAGCUUCCUAAUCUGAGGUCUAUUCCAAGUCUUGAUGGGCUUAUCUCCCUUCAGACCAUAAAACUGUCUAAGCUUCCUGAUCUGAGGUUUAUUCCAAGUCUUGAUGGGCUUACUUCCCUUCAGUCCAUAUAUCUGUUUGUGCUGCCUAAUCUGAGGUUUACUCCAAGUCUUGAUGGGCUUACCUCUCUUCAAAAUUUAUUUUUGUCUGAAUGUGAAAUAGAGUGUCUACCUAGUGGGCUAUCAUCCUGCACAGCUCUUAAAAUACUGUACGUAAAUAGCUGCCAUAACCUGAUCUCUAUUCCAGAAGAAUUGAAGGAAUUGCAUUCUCUUGUUGAGUUAACAAUUGUAGAUUGUUCAAAAUUGAGAAGCAUCCCAGAGAAGCCUAUCGCGUGCCUUACUAGCUUGAAAAAGUUGAAUAUUGGUGGUUUUUGCGAAGAGCUAGAGGAAUUCCCUGGACUUGGUUCCAUUCUCUACCUGAAGACCUCGCUCGAAGAGUUGCGGUUGUAUGGAUGGAAAAAAGUAACUACGUUGCCACCUCAAAUUCAACACCUCACUGCUCUAAAGGAGUUGUUUAUUAGUAAGUUUGAUGAAGUGGAAACAUUGCCAGAGUGGUUGGGAAACUUAUCCUCCCUAAAAGAAUUGCAUGUUGAUUCUUGUUCUGGAUUAAGAUAUCUAUCGAGUGGGCUGUCAUUCUCCACUGGUCUCGACAGACUUGCCAUACAGGAUUGUCCUAAUCUUGUCUCUAUUCCAGAGGACGUUAUCGGCCAUCUUACUCAGUUGAAGAGCUUGUCGAUUGGUGGUUUCUCAAAAGAGUUGGAGGAAUUUCCGGGUCUGAAUUCCAUCAACACCUCCCUUGAAGACUUGCAAUUGUAUGGUUGGGAAAAGCUAAGUCAGUUGCCUCAUCAAAUUCAACACCUCAAUGCUCUACAGUACUUGUCGGUAUCCGGAUUUGAUGGAGUGGAAGUCUUACCAGAGUGGUUGAGAAACUUAUCCUCCCUUGAAUAUCUAGUUGUUAGAAGUUGCAAGAAUCUGAAACAACUGCCUUCUGCGGAAGCCUUUCGACGACUCUCCAAAUUGCUGUCACUUGACAUUUAUGGCUGCCUCUUGUUAGAGGAAAGAUGUGCCAAGGAAAGCGGUCCUGAGUGGUCCAAGAUUUCUCACAUUCCAAACAUCCACAUAAAUGGCAAGUCCUUCUAAUCCCAAGAUUGAGGUUUGCGAGAGGCAACAGGCAUAGAAUUACUUUUCCCUUGAAAAAACAUAGACACUAUUUGCCUUAAAACACCAAACUGACCCUCAUCCAAGAAGCAAGCAAUAGCAGAGGAAUGGAAUAAAAGUAGCUUCACCAAGCAAAAGAUGAUUUUGGAUGAUCUUGGAGGUGCUCAAUUUUAAUCAAUUAGGAACAUACCUUGUAUCUCUCAUGUCUGUCUUUGAAGGAAAACUAUUACAGAUAUGUAGAAGCAUUCCACCUGUUGGACUUUUAGGGGUAAUAAGGGGGUUGAGAUAGUGGAUUUAGAGGAGAAGGAGAGUGACACCCGGAGUUACCUCAUAUGGUGAGGUGAGAACCCAUUUUCUUCAUUCAACUUCUUCCAUUAUAUAGCAGAAAUCUCAUAAUACAUCAACAGUAAUUUCAACCUGAUACAAUAAAAUCUAUCAAACAUUUAAAGCAAGAUUACAUGCAAAAGAUUUGCAACCAUUUUGUUCAGCUCCAUGUGGCUGUCACUUUGUUGCCACUGUGUUGUUGUUGCAGCUCCCACGUCUUUUCAUUUGCUGCCACUGUGUUGCAGCUUUGACACCACAACUCCAACACUCC
Rubroshorea leprosula is the source of this 4583-nucleotide messenger RNA. Lineage: Eukaryota; Viridiplantae; Streptophyta; Magnoliopsida; Malvales; Dipterocarpaceae. The record is from the annotation of a GenBank genome assembly.